UCAGAGCGCGCCAGUGUGGCGACAACGUUCAUAGGGGUAGCGUGUAUCGCUUUGCACCGCGGAACGCAACUACUUUUACGUUACCGUUUAUAACCGGUUUGAAAGUGCUCUGAGGUGUGGCGUAGGCGGUAAGUGCAGCGUUCAACCGUAAAAAUACUCUUUUGAAAGUUCAAAAUAAACUCUGUGAUUCAAAAAAGUGCAUCAUAGUGAGUCAUCGGACAACUCUCAUAAUCAAGGGCGAGAGAGACGGCGAGUCGACGUGUGUGAGGAAGUGAGAGGGGACGAGUCCAGUUUUACCAGUUUGGGAAAGGAUACAUAGUUUUUUUUUUAAAUAGAAAAAAUAAAAUAGUGACCACGUUCGUGUGUCUAGUAAUGCGAGUGUUCAAAAUCAGUGUUUUGUGAGUGAUUUUGUUUUCGUCCUGGAUAAAAUGGCCGCCCUUCCCGCGCUUUUUGGAUUGCUUAUGGCCGUCGUAGUAACAGGUCAAAAUUUGGACAUCACACCAAGAGAAGCCGUACGCCGUGUUGGAGAUGAUCUGACUGUGCUUUGCAAAGUGCCGUACCCCAUAGACGCUUGUCGAAUGACGGUCGGAACAACAUCUUACAGACUCAUUCCAAACAACCAAGAAGAAGAAAUCGUUUACGCCGGUCAAGGACUCCAGCACGGAGAAUGCGGUGCCCAUAUAAAGCACAUAAAAGAAGAAUGGAACGGUAACAUAUCGUGUACGCUGCCGCCACAGACGGGGCAAAUUGAGGUCAUUGGGACCAUGAGGUUACUUGUUGCCAAAGCACCCGCGAACCCCCAACUUAUAUCACCACCCCAACCCGCAUUCCGAGAGGGCGACGGUUUUAUGGCGCAAUGCAUCGUGCCCAAUGGACGACCGGCCGCCAAGAUCACUUGGUAUUUAGACGAAGUCCAACUCUUGGCUGGUAUACACCAACCUGUCAUAACCUCGGAGCCUGGAAGUGAUUUAAAGACCAUCAGCCAGAACGUGUCGCGGACCCUGGCGCCGGAGGACAAUGGCCAGAAACUGGUGUGCAGAGCUGAACAUGAGGCUUUGGACGGACCGAGAGAAGCGGCUAGACAACUUGUGGUACACUAUCCACCAAAACGUCUCGAAUCCGGUCCGAUCACGAUAUUCGGUCUCAAAUUGGGCGGAGAAGGACGUCUCAAUGUCACCAUACGUGCAAACCCAGCGCCUACCACAGAGUGGACUGUCGGAGACCUGGUUCUUAUCCCACCUAGGAGCAAUGAAGAUGGAUCUAUCACAGCGUUGGAACCCUUGCAUUUGGGUGGUGGAUUCUACAACGUGACCUUGGUACUUGCGCGCGUAGCCAAAGAAGACGUGGAGAGGACCUACUACCUUCGUGUCACCAACGACUUGGGCAGAGAGGAAUUCGCCGUACGACUGUCUACCAUGGAUGAACCAGCUGCGCGCAAAUCAAAAACGUCCUAUUUGAUUAUCGACGUUUACGGUGUGGAGUUAGAAACAGGCGCAAUAGUUGGCAUCGUCAUCGCAGUAUUAAUUCUGCUCAUUGCCAUCAUCCUCGUAGUGUUCGCCAAGGCUACCGGCAGAUGGUUCUUCGCAGGGAGGUCCCAUCGUACUGACAUUCCUGAUGGCGCUGAUUCCGAAGCUCCCCUCCCCCCUCACGAUGACGUCAAAGGAUCCGAAAACCCCUCUCAUGACCACGGGGAAUAUAUCAGCAACGGUGACACCAAACACCCCGAGAAGAAGCCCGAUACCGCUGUCUAAGUUGUAAGUUAAAAGCUGUCACUCGCUGAAUCAAAAUCGAUUGAAUGCUGUGCAACGUGUUACAUGAAAAUUUAUUAAUUGUAAAGAUAAUAAAUAUGCAUAAUUUUGUAGAUGCAUUUUUUGCUUAUUGUAAUAAUAAAAAGAAAAAAAAUCUCAUGCUGUUGGAGUUAUAGUACUUAUUUAUAGUCACGCGUUUUGCUAGGUUUUGUUUUAGUAUACAAAAUACGGUAAAUAAUUUAAGUAUAAGAGUGACAGCUACUUAGUGUUAAUUUUGACUCAAAAAUAUUUUAUGUAAUUUCGAUUAGUGCCAGAUGUGUUUACAGUUACAAAAUAUAACAUAUUGUUAGUUAUUAUAAUAAUUUUAAUGCCAACGAAACAUAAAAUGAUACUUAUUUGACAAUUUAUAAAAAUAAUGCACUAUGUAUUAGUAAAAUUAUAGUGGCAGAGCCUGUUAAUCUCUGCCUCUUUUUAUGUACUAUAUAAACACAAAAUCUUACGCUCUUCUCGUAACUUAAUAUUGGUAACACAAUCGAAGAGAAACAAAAUUUCUUAGGUGUAAUACAAGAACUUUCUCAAUUGUCUUUUAGCCUAAAACUUUUCAAAUAUAUUCGUAGAAAUUAAUAAGAAUCUCACAUGUUGUCAACGAAUCCCAUCGUAUAUAACGUAGUUAAGGCAGGUUUUGAAUUUGUAAUUAACAUAAUAUAUUAUAGUAAUUACUAAAUUGAAAAUAAGUAAUUAUUAUACAACUGGUUCAAGAAUUUAAGUUUUAAGUUAAAGUUUUAUUAGGAAUACCGUUAUACAUUUUGGAAAACAUUUAAAUUAACAAAUACAAUAAGUAUCUUUAUUGAGCGCUUACCAUACGCAAAAUUAACGUCAAGUCUUUUUAUAUUGAACAUAUUAAGCAAGACGUAAUGAGUCUAUUGCAUUUUUAUACUUUUUUAAUAUAAUAAAAUAGAACUCUGUAAUAUGAACUGGCCAUUUUAUACUCUCACUUUUAGGUUGAUUGAUAACUUUUAUAACAAAAGUACAUACAUAUUUUGUAAUUUUAAGACUUAAAUGUGUUCGAACCACCUUUUUUAUUCUGUAUAUAAUCUGUCGCUACAUUAUUAUAAACUUACUUAAAAUAGAUUUUAAAUGGAUGAAAUAAGGUUGUUUUAAUUUAAACGCAAACGUUGUCACGAUUUUUAAUUAUUAAUUGUAAAAAUUAGAAACUAAAUGUUUAUCUGAAAUCUCAAACUUAUUUUUCUAAUUAAUAAGAAAUCGUGAAUAUUUUUGUUUUUCUUUUGUAAAAACAUAAGGUAUAUGAAAUGACAAUUUUAGCUUAAGUUAGUCAGUUAGGUCACCGUCAUUGUGAUGAUUUUAGUAUUUUUUAUAAUUACCUACAAUUAUUUAAUAAGAAUUUAUUUUUGUACCAAUUUAGUUUAAUAAUUUCUAGCGGAACUCGUUUGUCUUUUUUUAUAUUUUAAUGUCAAUUCAAAAACACUGCCAUUUUGCACAGCCAAAUUUAAAUAUUUUCUUUAAAUUUUAUUGAAAAAACUUCUGUUGAAAUGAUUUAACUUACAAUGUAAACAAUUUUUUAUAAAAAGCUUUGUUUUGUAAAAUUCUAUCCAUUCUGUCAAAUUUAUAUUUAUACAAUUCUUAACAUUACGUACCUAGAUAGCGAGAAUAAUCAAGUUUGUAACGUUCAUAAAAUAUAUACCGCUGCGUUAUUAACGAAUUAUAAUUGAAUAUAAAGUAUUUAUUAAAUAAGAAA
Molecule: messenger RNA, 3504 nt
Organism: Bicyclus anynana (squinting bush brown)
Lineage: Eukaryota; Metazoa; Arthropoda; Insecta; Lepidoptera; Nymphalidae
Gene: Fas3
Product: fasciclin-3
Exons: 12
Coding region: 429-1751 (440 amino acids)
Biological process (GO): cell-cell adhesion
Cellular component (GO): cell-cell junction
Molecular function (GO): cell adhesion molecule binding
Source: RefSeq, a predicted model, not a curated record